AUGCUACAGAGCACGCCGCAAUGCUUCGACAGGUCACCGCUCCACAAUCUGCAGUUGGACUACGUCAAGGAAUUCCUGGCAGCGUACCACAGCCGUGGCAUACCGACUUUUACGUUUUUCUGGAACGUCGAUCUGGCACAUGAAUAUCUGAAUACCCUGAAAGUGGCGGACAGCGAUUUGGCGGGUUUUCUGCAGGACAACCAGGAACUACUCGAGAACACGAUAGUCCUCAUGAUAUCUGACCAUGGUAACCGCUACGACGCGAUUCGAGAAACGAUUGUCGGUCGUCUUGAAUCCCGAAUGCCGAUGCUGUCCAUUAAACUACCAAAGAAAAUGAUCACCAAACAUCCACACCUCCUCGCCAACCUCAAGCACAACGCCAAGGUGUUCACCACCCAUUUCGAUACGCACGAACUUUUCAACGACGUGUUGCUGAACAACUACGCCUACGCGUCGAACAGCUCGAGGAGCUUUUCGUUGCUCGGAGAAGUGCCGGCGAAUCGCACGUGCAAGCAGCUGAACGUGCCGGAUUCCUUCUGCCCAUGCUACGAGGAGCUCGAGCUCGAGCCAGCGAGGGGGCAAGAGGUAGCCGAUUAUCUACUCUCGGAAGUGAAUCGGCUUCUCGCCGAUGGUCCCGAUAAAGGUAAAUGCGCGGUGAUGAAACUGGCCGAGAUCCAGUCUGUGUCGGUGAGACUACCGCCUAAGGCUGUUAUGGAAGAAAAUUCGAUGGGAAAGCAGCCGCCAUCUGGGGCGAUAACGAUUAUCUACAGGAUCGCGUUGCGUGUAGCGCAACCAUCAAACGCCCUGCUCGAGGCCGUCGUCUUCCGCGAUUUGACGAAAAAGACCUGGAAAAUCGAUGGGGACAUUGAGCGGAACAACAAAUAUGGCAACACUUCGGCGUGCGUCGUCGAGAAACAGCUGCUCAAACUGUGCCACUGCAUUAAC
This is a messenger RNA of Mesorhabditis spiculigera, 945 nucleotides long. NCBI's taxonomy places the organism in Eukaryota, Metazoa, Nematoda, Chromadorea, Rhabditida, Rhabditidae. The record is from the annotation of a GenBank genome assembly.